This is a messenger RNA of Symbiodinium natans, 366 nucleotides long. The record is from the annotation of a GenBank genome assembly. NCBI's taxonomy places the organism in Eukaryota, Dinophyceae, Suessiales, Symbiodiniaceae.
AUGAUGCACAGACGGCGACCAGGUCUGGGCUUGGCUGUCUUGUCGCUCAUGUACAUGGGAGGGCUCCUGUCGACACCUUUUGUGAACGUGUCCUCGCCGGCCUCCAGUGCUGUGGCCCGACGUGCCGCGGACAAAAGGCCGCCGCCACGCGACUUGGAACCACGCCUCAGCCCGGAGGAUAAGUACGACAUGCCGCGGACGCCAGAGGAGGAGAAGAACAUGAACUAUUGGAGGAGCGACUUUGAUGAUCUUCCUGCGGAGGAGAAGCUUCAAAGCCCACUGGUGGUGCUUGGCUUCUUCCUCUUGUUGACGCCCUUUAUCGGAGGAUUUUAUACCCUCGUCAGCGGUGGUGGUUUGGACGACUGA